Molecule: messenger RNA, 1476 nt
Organism: Eimeria mitis
Lineage: Eukaryota; Apicomplexa; Conoidasida; Eucoccidiorida; Eimeriidae
Biological process (GO): calcium ion transmembrane transport; intracellular calcium ion homeostasis
Molecular function (GO): calcium channel activity
Source: RefSeq, a predicted model, not a curated record
AUGGGGGCUCCAGCGGCAACAGGAAAGGAGGGGGGGGCCUCGCCCCCUGAUAUAAAAGAGAUACCCCUCUGGCUGUCCCUGCAGCGCUGCAGAGGCAUCGGGUGGAUGCAGGGGCAGCAGUGGGGCUGUCUGGGGCUGAUAGACUCGGGCAGCGACGCAGCAGUUUUCUCUCGCGUUAUGCUUGUCAGUGACACCAACGACACCGCAUCUGCUUCUACUUCUGCAGUUUCUACCUCUUCCUCUUCUUCUCCUUCUGCUGCUGCUGACACCGCAUCUGCUUCUACUUCUGCAGUUUCUACCUCUUCCUCUUCUUCUCCUUCUGCUGCUGCUGCAGCAGCAGCAGCAGCAGCAGCAGCGAGGACAUCAGCAAAAACCUGGGGAAAGAAAGACACUGCAACAGACGCUGCGCUGCGCGUCCUAGAUACCGUCAGCCCUGUAGAGAUGGAGGUGCCGCCGGGCGAGCUGGGGGGAGAAGAGACGAUGAGGGGGGGCAGUGAUAUGUUUGCUGCGCUGCUGGUGCCGCCAACUGAAACAGUAGAAAACGAGAAAACAGCGACUACUUCUGCAGUUUCUACCUCUUCCUCUUCUUCUCCUUCUGCUGCUGCUGCAGCAGCAGCAGCAGCAGCGAGGACAUCGGCAAAAACCUGGGGAAAGAAAGACACUGCAACAGAUGCUGCGCUGCGCGUCCUAGACACCGUCAGCCCUGUAGAGAUGGAGGUGCCGCCGGGCGAGCUGGGGGGAGAAGAGACGAUGAGGGGGAGCAGUGAUAUGUUUGCUGCGCUGCUGGUGCCGCCAACUGAAACAGUAGAAAGCGAUAAAACAGCGAUUGAGGGAGAGUUCGUUGUCUUACACAAAGUACAAGAGGAACCGGCAGAAGCAGAAGAAGGAGAGCUGCAAGUUUGCUGCGGGGAGAUGCUGUGGCACCCACGGCCGCCUCUGCUCAUCGCCUGCCGCAGCCUUUGGACGACACCGCAGCGCAUGCGGCUAUCCAAGGCCACCAUGAACCCAUCUGUUGCUGCUGCUACCGCUGCUGCUACUGCUGCAACAGCAGCAGAAGCAGCAGCAGCAACAGCAACAGGAGGGCCGAACGAGUUUCUUGUGCUGUCGGAUAUAGAAGACGGAGACAGCGCGGGGACGUCUGCUGCGGGCCAAAACCAAGAUCCAUUCAGGGCUGCUGGGGUGCCGCGGGCCGCCCUACAGGCGCUGCGGGGUUCGCUUAGCGAUAGGGAGGCCGUGCUCCGCAUUGCAACAGAAACGGCGUCGGUGUCUAUGCAGUCAAUUCGCAAUAUGCCGGCGACUGUCUCGCGGCUAUCAAACGCAACAGCAGAGGUUUUCUACAGGGCAUCGGCUGACUGGGCUGCUAUGGGCAGCGCUGCUCUGGAGGCAGCUGCGGGCUCUGCCGAAAAAAUGCAAAAAGUUUGGAGGGAGUUCAGGGGGAAGAGGAACGCUGAGAACGAGAACGACACACACGCCUAG